UUCCCCUCUUUCUCUACCUCUCUCUCUCUCUGUCUCUCCUCUAUGCUGUUCAUGAAGAAGUAAGGCGGCUUCUCCACAUGGUACUAGCCUAGUUUUCCGGGACUCUUUCGGUACGGUUGCGGGAUUGCAUGGAUGGCGGGGGUUUGGUUGUUGGCUGGCUGGCUGGCUGGCUUGCUUGCUUCGAGGACUCACCCAUCCCUUUUCUUGCUCUUUCCUUCCUCUUUCUUGGUGCUGCGAGUGUAGAUAGAGGAUUCAAUGUGCAUGCAGUUUAUAGCACUUUCUGCUUUGUGGGUGCAGGUGCUGCCGAUGUGUGAUGCCAGUGAGUUGGUGAGGUUUUGCAAUGAAGGACCACACUGUAUUCCGGCAAAGGCUUACGGUCAACAUGGCAGCACAGCAACCUGGCACCAAACACAAGCCAGUCCAGCAGAUACCUACCCAAGCAACAAACCCGAACCCGCGUAUACAAUAAGUCAGACAGUCAGUCCUCUUCCCCCAACAGCAGCCCGCGAGUCGAACCCGCGUACUAAAUACUAUACACUACACACUACUUACGAGUUACGGCAAGGCUGCUCCUCCGGCCGCCACCACCACCACCACCACAGCCGCCGGCUCCGCAUCCUACACGCACGCACGCACGCAGCUGCUACACCGCAGCGCCCACGUGUGCAUGUGCGUGUGCGUGUGCGUGCGCGCGCGCUUCUCCACGCAGGUCUGGCGCUUGACGCCCGAUGGCUGGCAUGCUGCAGCAGCAGAUUCAGCCACAGCCUCAGCAUAGGGCACAGGGCCUUGGAGCGCAGAUUCCUCCGAUUGGGCCGUUCGUGCUUGGUGCUUGGUGCUUGGUGCUUGGUGCUGUAAGCAACUAGUGGGCGUGGUUGUUGGUCGGUUUUAUGUGCUGGAAAAAGAGGGGGGUUGUGGGAGUGGUGAAGAGAGUGAGAAGGGCGGAUAGAGAGAGGAAAUGGUCAA
Molecule: messenger RNA, 963 nt
Organism: Aplosporella prunicola CBS 121167
Lineage: Eukaryota; Fungi; Ascomycota; Dothideomycetes; Botryosphaeriales; Aplosporellaceae
Exons: 1
Coding region: 256-855 (199 amino acids)
Source: RefSeq, a predicted model, not a curated record